AUAAAAAAUAUUUGUGUCGUGGCUAAAUAAGUUUUCCUUAUUUUUUUUAAUAGGAAAAAUAUUGUCCUCCAUACAAUUAUUUAACUAAUUCCUUGAAAUAAAGUAAAAACAAAAAAAUGGAUAAAACAAUGAAGUAUUUACUUCUUGUUGGAUUAAUAUUUUUAUCAGGAAUCUGCCAAAUUUCAGCAGAAUCCGAUGAUUCUAUUGAAACAAUUGACUUGGAUGUUGGAGCCUUCAAAGAAGGUUCUCGAACAGAUACUGAAACUUUAAAACGCGAAGAAGAAGCUAUUAAACUUGAUGGCUUGAAUGUUGCCCAACUUAAAGAACUUCGUGAAAAGGCGGAAAAGUUCACAUUCCAAACUGAAGUCAACCGCAUGAUGAAGCUCAUCAUUAACUCUCUAUACAAGAACAAGGAGAUCUUCUUGCGUGAAUUGAUUUCAAACGCCUCCGAUGCCAUCGAUAAGAUUCGUUUGCUUGCCCUUACUGAUCGAAAUGAAAUUGAAACCAAUCCCGAAUUAUUGAUCAGAAUCAAGGCGGACAAAGAAAACAAAAUCCUCCACAUCAUGGACACUGGUAUCGGUAUGACUAAUCAAGAUUUAGUUAAUAAUUUGGGAACAAUUGCCAAAUCGGGUACAGCUGAUUUCUUGGCUAAAAUGCAAGAUCCUAGCAAAAAUACCGAAGGUCAAGAUCUCAAUGAUAUGAUUGGUCAAUUUGGUGUUGGUUUCUAUUCAGCUUUCUUGGUUGCUGAUCGUGUUGUGGUUACAACCAAAAACAACGCUGACAAACAAUACAUUUGGGAAAGUGAUUCAAACAGUUUCACCAUCUCUGAUGAUCCUCGUGGCAAUACUCUACAACGUGGAACAGUUAUCUCAUUGCACAUGAAAGAAGAAGCUCAAGAUUUCCUCGAACAAGAAACAAUCAAACAAUUGGUUCGUAAAUACUCUCAAUUCAUUAAUUUCCCAAUUUAUUUGUGGGAAAGUAAGAAUGUCGAUGAAGAAGUUCCAAUUGAAGAGGAAGAAGUUAAAGAAAAGAAAGCCGACGAAGAUGUUAUUGAUGAAGAUGAAGAUGCUAAAGUUGAAGAAGAUGAUUCGGAAGAAAAGAAACCCAAAACUAAGAAAGUCACAAAGACUGUCUGGGAUUGGUCUUUGAUUAACGAAAGCAAACCCAUCUGGACACGUAAACCAAGUGAAGUCACCGAAAAGGAAUACACUGAAUUCUAUAAGAGUCUUACCAAGGAUACUUCAGAGCCCUUAGCUCAAACACAUUUCGUUGCUGAAGGUGAAGUCACAUUCAAGAGUUUGUUGUACAUUCCCAAAGUUCAACCAUCUGAAAGCUUCAAUCGCUAUGGAACCAAAUCAGACAAUAUCAAGCUUUAUGUACGUCGUGUCUUCAUUACUGACGAAUUCAACGAUAUGAUGCCAAACUACUUGAGCUUCAUUCGCGGUGUUGUCGAUUCUGAUGAUUUGCCUUUGAAUGUUUCACGUGAAACCCUUCAACAGCAUAAGCUUAUUAAGGUCAUCAAGAAGAAGUUGAUUCGCAAAGUUUUGGACAUGAUUAAGAAACUCGACAAAGACAGUUAUGAAAAAUUAUGGAAGGAAUACUCAACAAACAUCAAACUUGGAGUUAUGGAAGAUCCUAGCAACCGUUCUCGCUUGGCCAAGAUUCUUCGUUUCCAAUCAUCCCAUGGCAAAGGCAUAACUGGUCUUACUGAAUACGUUGAACGUAUGAAGCCAAACCAAGAACACAUUUACUUCAUUGCUGGAUCUAGCCGCCAAGAAGUUGAAAACUCACCAUUUGUUGAACGUUUGCUCGCCAAGGGUUACGAAGUUUUGUAUUUAGUUGAAGCCGUCGAUGAAUAUUGCAUCUCUGCUCUACCAGAAUUCGAUGGAAAGAAAUUCCAAAACGUCGCCAAGGAAGGAUUCAAAUUAUCCGAAUCUGAAAAGAGCAAGAGCAAAUUUGAAGAAUUAAAGAGCACCUUCGAACCCCUCGUCAAAUGGUUGAACGAAGAAGCAUUGAAAGAUAAAAUCAUGAAGGCUCAAGUUUCUGAACGUUUGAGCAACUCACCAUGUGCGCUGGUCGCCGGUAUGUUUGGCUGGACUGGAAACAUGGAACGUCUUGCCAUGUCCAAUGCCCAUCAGAAAUCUGAUGAUCCUCAGAGGUCAUACUAUCUCAAUCAAAAGAAAACUCUUGAAAUUAACCCACGUCAUCCAUUGAUUCGUGAGCUUUUGCGACGUGUUGAAGCUGACGAAGCCGAUGAGACAGCUAAGGAAAUGGCAACAAUGAUGUUCCGUACAGCAACACUUCGUUCAGGUUUCAUGUUACAAGAAACUGCCGACUUUGCUGACAGUGUAGAACGCAUGAUGCGACAGACACUGGGAGUGCCAUUAGACGAACAACCUGAAUUCGAUGAUGAAGAUGUUGAAGAUUUGGAUUCAAAUGAAUCAAAUCAAUCAGAAGAAGCCCCUGAGGAAGCUGAAGAAGAAGAGCAGCAUGAUGAGCUGUAGAAAAACACAGUACACAAGAUGUAAAUCAACAGACUGAAUUUUUAUUAUUAACUUUUUUUCAUGUAUUUACACGUACACAACAAGAGUUUUUACUUUGUAUUCAUUCGUUUUGUGUGUUGGUUUGAGCUCUGUCGCUCUCUUUAUGUAAUUGUGAAUAAGGCGCAUUAUUAUUAUUUUUUUAUAAAAUUCCUACUUAUCUACUAUUUAGAAA
Episyrphus balteatus (marmalade hoverfly) is the source of this 2715-nucleotide messenger RNA. RefSeq names its product endoplasmin (gene Gp93). The record is from RefSeq and is a predicted model, not a curated record. Gene Ontology annotation, biological process: protein folding. Bases 117 to 2504 code for a protein of 795 amino acids. Lineage: Eukaryota; Metazoa; Arthropoda; Insecta; Diptera; Syrphidae. The transcript is spliced from 5 exons. Gene Ontology annotation, molecular function: ATP-dependent protein folding chaperone; ATP hydrolysis activity; ATP binding.